Messenger RNA from Abrus precatorius (Indian licorice), 2682 nucleotides. Its product is annotated as nifU-like protein 4, mitochondrial. Gene Ontology annotation, cellular component: mitochondrion. Gene Ontology annotation, molecular function: iron ion binding; iron-sulfur cluster binding. The record is from RefSeq and is a predicted model, not a curated record. Bases 96 to 890 code for a protein of 264 amino acids. The transcript has 6 exons. NCBI's taxonomy places the organism in Eukaryota, Viridiplantae, Streptophyta, Magnoliopsida, Fabales, Fabaceae. Gene Ontology annotation, biological process: iron-sulfur cluster assembly.
AUUGGAGAAGGAAGUGAUGGGGUUUUGGGGGACGCUAUAAGAAUCCAUGAAAGUCGAAGAAGGAGCGAGGUAAACGAGUCAUCGAAUUCCGAAGGAUGAGAGGUGGUGUUUGGCGAUUGGCAAGACGUGCGCGUCUUUCAUCUCACCCACCGACGCAGAGUAACACUUUCAUCACUCGCCGCCUCGCCGCAACGCCGUCGUUUUACCCUCACAAUCACCAUGCUUUCUCUUCCUCCGCUCUCCCAUUUCCAUUUCGAUUCUCCACCGGACAACGUAGGAGCAUGUUCAUCCAAACGCAGGCAACUCCCAAUCCCUCGUCUCUCAUGUUUUAUGCUGGCAAGCCUGUCAUGGAAGUUGGAAGCGCCGACUUCCCCAAUCCUCGUUCCGCCAUGAAUUCUCCCCUCGCCAAAGCCCUCUUCGCCAUCGACGGCGUUACUCGUGUUUUCUUUGGAUCCGAUUUCGUCACCGUUACGAAAUCCGAAGACGCCGCGUGGGAGUUUCUGAAGCCUGAAAUAUUUGCCGCUAUUAUGGACUUCUACUCUUCUGGUCAGCCACUCUUUCUAGACUCUCAAGCCGCCGCCGCCAUGGAUACCGCUAUUCACCAAGAUGAUUCUGAGACAGUUGCGAUGAUCAAGGAGUUGUUAGAGACUCGCAUUCGACCAGCCGUGCAAGAUGAUGGUGGAGACAUUGAGUAUCGAGGUUUUGACCCAGAUACUGGAAUCGUGAAACUAAAAAUGCAAGGGGCAUGUAGUGGCUGCCCAAGUUCAUCAGUGACUCUGAAAUCAGGCAUUGAAAAUAUGCUGAUGCAUUAUGUUCCUGAGGUCAAAGGUGUGGAACAAGAAUUGGAUGCUGAGGAUGCGGAAGCAGCAUUAAGUGGACAAAUGGAGUAGUUGAACUAUUUUUGUUUUUCCUUUAAAUUGCAGGUGCAUUUAAUUCUGUCAUACAUUUCACUCUCAGCAGAGACUUUGGAUGGAAACAAAAAGCUGUGAAUGUAUACGGAAAAUAUAUUAAAUAAGUCGUGAGUUGGAUACACUGUUGUAUUUGUGAAAUCAUCGUCCAGGCUAAUUGGAUCUCUUUGACGUAGGAUGAAGGUAGUUUGAAGCAACAGUGAGUCAUUACAGAAAGACGGCACACUGUACCCUUUAUUAGGCCUGCUUAUCUAUGAUUCUUGGUAUUUCCUUUAAGUUUAGGUUGUUGCAAGAAUACAAGGCACUGAUUGCUAUGUACUCUGACACUCUUGUAUUGAUAUCAUCAUUGGGUUUUAGUGUUCAAGCAGAUAUCCAUGUGCAUGCCACGUAGUACAGGUAAAAGUCAUGGCUCGUUGUUAGUCUCAUUGACAACAGGCUCUUCAUUCCCGCUAACAUAUUCCAUUUCUGCCUAACAUUACUACACACAGGCACUUACACAAGCAAGACAAAAGUAACUACAACUCGCAAUAAACUUUAUGUCAGUCAAUUAAUACUAAUAUUAACUUAAAUGUUUGGGAUAAAACAUAAUCAAUUGGAAUUUACGACUUCAAUCUUUAUUUCAAAGACCUGCCUGCUAUCUAAAUUGUAGUAGCUCAUUACAAAUGAGCUCACUAACUAUAUGAUCAAUAAAAUUUUGUUUCUUGUCUCUAUAUUCCAUCUACUCGUCAUCAACUACUUUUUGUGUCAUAUAGGUAUUUUGUAUAGUAUUUUUAGUUAAUGAAACCGAAACAACAAGUAGUUAAGGUAAAUUCUUAUAUUGUAAUCAUGCUCAAAUUCACGUAAUUGUCUUCAUAUUGCCCCUCAAUAUGUUUUUUUACUUAUUUAUUUACUGAGCAAUUAUGGUAGAUCGAUUAGAUCCACUGAUAUACAAAUUGGAGAACUAACUAGCAAGUGUAUUAUUAAGUAGUUGUAGCAAGUAAUAAAAUUUGGAAUUCAAUAUGAGCUUUAAGUAUCGUCUUUAAAAAUUAUGUCUAUCAAUUACUACUUCACAAAUCAAUAACUAGUUGAGUCAAACGAAUUUAGAGUGUUUUGAAUCAUUUAAUAAACAAAAACAAUAAAGGGCAAAAAUCUGAAAAAUACAGCAAAACAGAAAUAUAAAUUUUGUAUUAAAAUGCUAUAUAAAAAAUUGUUAGGAAUCAUUUCAUCAGAUUUUCUAUUGUAAUGUAAUAAUAUUUUGGACUCUUAAGAAUUCUAAUUGAUUGAUAAUCAAUUUCACUUCUUUAACCAAAAGACAAUUUCUUGUCUUAUUGAUCCUAAUACCUAAUUAAAUCUCUCUAAUUCUUUAGGUAAAAUUUAAUCAAAUAUUGUAUUAAGUUCUAAAAAUUAUAGGAUUAAUAGAUUAUGAUACUUAUUCCUAAGAUCUCAAUAACAUAUGAUUCAGAUCUAAAAAAUAAACUCAAUUUUCAUUGAUGAAGAUUUCUCUAAGUUCAAUUGAAUGAAGGAUUAGUUCAUAACUGCAUUAAGAACAGAAUCACAUACUCAAUUCAAUCAAAACCUCAAGGUCUAUAUCUAAAAUUACAUCACAAUAUUAAAUCUGGAUCUAUAGAUCCCUAACAAAAAGAAAUCAGAACAUAUUCCUAAAAGAAAAAGAGAGAGAAAGAGCAGAAGAAGAGGAGCUACAUAAUUUUUUCAUAAAUUCAAUCAUCAGUCUGAUUCCUCAAGGUCCAGAGCUUGGAUGUCGCCCCCAAUCUCUCUCUCUAACUCUUCUAAGGUG